Messenger RNA from Uranotaenia lowii, 2897 nucleotides. RefSeq names its product N-acetyltransferase eco-like. The record is from RefSeq and is a predicted model, not a curated record. NCBI's taxonomy places the organism in Eukaryota, Metazoa, Arthropoda, Insecta, Diptera, Culicidae. The coding region runs from base 2 to 1675 and encodes 557 amino acids. The transcript is spliced from 2 exons.
AAUGCCGAGACAGGUAACUUUCAGUGGGGAGAGGACGACCAAUAGCACGUUGGACAGGGAUCCUCAAACUCCUAAAAAUGAAACUAGACGAAGCCUACGAUCCUCCGGAAGGCAGCAUGUUCCAACUCCGAAAAUGUCCACAAGGAAGAAAACAUUGUUCUCAGCUGCUGCUGCUGCUUCCUCUGAAGAUUUCCAAAUGUCGAGUGGUUCGAAUCAACGACAGGAAGACUCCGAUCUGGGACCGAUGAGCCCUUUGCGGUUCAGUAACAGUCCCAAGAGGGCACCAAUGAAAGCAAUGAAUAUAACUUCGUUCAGAAACAUACUGGGCAACGCGUCCCCGGAGAGCGAUCGUUCCCUAUCUCCGGACUUUGAACGUCGUUUUUCUCACUCGGAACGAUACGAAAUUCUGUCGGCUUCGGCAUCGAAUGACAAAGAGAACGACAACUCGGCAAUGCAACUUAUGGACGAAGAAACGCGACUUUCGUUUCCCAGCGGAAGUCGAAGCGGAACUCCUCGUAGAAUAACGGUUCGAACUCCGGCCGAAAAUGCUUUGCUGGAUGAGAACAACUCCAACAGUCUGUCGUUGCUGAUGAGCUCAGAUUUGAACAUUGUCGAAAAAAAGAGAGAACAUGUGCUCAAAACUCCGGGUAUGGGAUCCGCGAAUGAUCUUAAGAAGCAACCAACGAGAUCAUUUAUCCGAAAAUCUGGAGGUGAAGUUGAAACCGCAGAAACCCCUCCACAGAAAGCUAAAAGCCCUUCAUCAUCGUUACCGGGAACCAGUGAACGAAAAGCGCGGACUUCACUGUCAUUCAGCGAUCUUCGACCGAUAUCCACCAAGUCUUUCUACUCAUCUGUACCGGAAGUGCCUAAGGUUGCUGCUAAACCUUCAAAUGCGCCGUCUGCGUAUUUUGCCAUGAGACAUGGUCCCAAUAAAAGCAAAUCAACUCAGAAGAAACGGGGGAAACCUCAAAGCAACUCGAUACGUUUGGGCAGCUUCAACCGAGGAGUUUUCCAUAAAAUCAAAAAACCUCAGGCUAACAAGAAAAAAACGGCAGUCAAAAAGUUAUCGACCAGCCAAAUUCUCGAAACCACAUCUUCACUGCUCAUGUCCGACAAGUCAUUCGAAAAGUCAUCUAAAAAAGCUGCCAAAUCGGUGCCAACGACUCCCAAGAGAUCCCCACUGGCUGCCAAACAGGAACAACAGAAGCAGCAACAGCAGCUGCAGCACCAACUUUCUCGCAUUAAGAAAAUCUUCCAAAACACUAAGAACCCCAUCGAGCAAGCGCGACCUCUGUCCCUGUCCCGAUCUCUGGGAGACCUUUCGCAAAUUUCCCAGUACCCGGAAUCGUCGUUCGGAACCACCGAACCGGACACGGAUAACGAAGACGAUGGCACCUCGACCCAAGAUCAUUUGUCGGAGCCAGAUGUGAGCGAUGCCGACGAGGAGGUUGAUUCGACCAGGUUCGAUACCGGAAGUCGAAAAUUUUUCAAAUCUAGCUCGGCGCAUCGCAUUCGCCGGGAGUACAAGGUCAUCAACAACGUUUCGGCCACGGUGCGGAAGGGUGGCCGAAUGUCGCUGAAUCAGAGCACCAAGGGUCUGAAGAAGCGGAAGUUCAAGUCCAUGUUUGAGGAGGGUAAGUUGAGAGUUUUUUUUUAUAUAAUUUUAUGUAUAUAAUUACUUCUUCCACCAUUAUUAGAUAAUCAUAAGAAUAACCCUUACAUGAAUUGGAAACUCUUAUAUUGAACCUAACUUCUGAAUCUGAAACCUGAAAAUUUGGACGCUACCUGAACAUAACUUUAAAGGGUGUUACGUCAAAAUUUGGUCAAGGGAAAACGCGUAUAAAUCGGUGAAAUCGUUCAUUUAAAAAAUCAAAUUAAAUUUCUUUUUCAAGUUUAAUUAGUAUAAAAUUCAGGCACAAUAUUCAGUUAGACUUCCGCUUUUCCAAAUCCGAAUUGCCGGGCCUUACGCUUAACCCCUGCCAUCAGUUUUUGUACGGCCACCUUGUACACCUUCUUCGCCGCAGAAAGCCAGUUUGCCUUGAACUGCUGCUCGUCCUUAGCAGUUUUUUGGCCUUCUUUAGGUUCCGCUUGACAAUAGCCCAGUAUUUCUCAAUUGGGCGGAGCUCUGGCGUGUUGGGAGGGUUCUUGUCCUUGGGAACCACCUGCACGUUGUUAGCGGCGUACCACUCCAUGGCCUUUUUACCGUAAUGGCAAGAUGCCAAAUCCGGCCAAAACAGUACGGAACAACCGUGUUUCUUCAGGAAAGGCAGCAGACGUUUAUCCAAACACUCUUUCACGUAAAUUUCUUGGUUGACAGUCCCGGAAGCUAUGAAAAUGCUGCUUUUCAAGCCACAGGUACAGAUGGCUUGCCAAACCAGGUAUUUCUUCGUGAACUUUGACAGUUUCAUGUGCUUGAAAAUAUCGGUACCUUUUUCCUUCCUUUUGCCGUAUAAAACUCCUGUCCCGGAAGCUGCUUGUAGUCGGCUUUGACGUAGGUUUCGUCGUCCAUUACCACGCAGUCAAACUUAGUCAGCAUUGUCGUACACAGCCUCCGGGAUCGCGCUUUGGUCAUUGUAUUUUGUUUAUCAUCGCGAUUUGGAGUCACUACCUUCUUGUAAGUCUAUUGUCCUGCUCGUUUUUUGGCUCGAUGCACGGUUAUAGACGAUAUACCCAGCUUAUUUGCGGCAUCUCGGAGAGAGAUGUUAGGGUUUCGCUUGAAACUACCGGCAACUCUCUUUGUCGUCUCAGCGGCUUUCGGUUUUCGAUUUCCCCCCAAUCCAGACUUCCUGGCUGUCGACAAACGUUCCCUAAACACUUUAAUUACAUUUGUAACGGUUGAUUUGGCAAACUUUUAGCGAAUUUUCCAGCUUUGCGUGCGAGUAGCUCGGAUUUUCGCG